Messenger RNA from Drosophila bipectinata, 2267 nucleotides. RefSeq names its product chondroitin proteoglycan 1. Gene Ontology annotation, cellular component: extracellular region. Lineage: Eukaryota; Metazoa; Arthropoda; Insecta; Diptera; Drosophilidae. Gene Ontology annotation, molecular function: chitin binding. The record is from RefSeq and is a predicted model, not a curated record.
AUGAGAGAAUGGAAUAUAUGUUGUCUCCUUAUAUUCAUUGGUCUGGGAACCACUACAGCCUACUCUCAGGAGUGCCCUACUAUAUCAUAUAUUGAAUCAACAUUCUGUGAUUCCCUGUCAAGUGGAUGCUAUAAGUAUCCCUACGACUGCAAUGCCUAUGUGUCCUGUAAUGAUUCCUGCGCUGAAGUGGAGUACUGCCCCGGGGAGAAGCUCUUUAAUAACGAUCUACGUAUCUGCGAUACCCCAGAAGCCGUGGAGUGCACACCUUUGCCGUAUCCCACAUCCCCCACUACAGAAGCCCCACAAGAAGACCUUUGUUUUGGGAAGGAUAACCAAACCCUGCUGCCCUCCGUUGAUGACUGUGGCGAAUUCAUCCUUUGUGUGAAUGGAAAAAGCGAGACAUAUCGGUGUCCUGGGGAUCUACUCUUCAACCACGUUUUGGGUAUUUGUGACUUCGCGGACGAGGUGUGGUGUGAUGGAAAUCAGACAACGCCAGACUGGGACGAAACCACAUCUUCAACGGAGGAGAUUUUUACCAAGUGCGUGGGCGAAAGCAUGGGAACCUCCUUUCCAAUCACUAGCAAUUGUCAUCAAUACUACUAUUGUUUGGGAAACAAUUCCUACGUAAUACUGCCCUGCCCCGCAAACAAUUGGUACAAUCCCAUCAGCGGCAACUGCGGUCCGGACGUUUCCCCAGAAGCUUGUCGGGAAAUCCUGACAACUCCUGUGCCCACGACAUCCUUGGCCACAACGGUACCAAGCACCACUACCUUGGCGGAUAAAAGAAAUCCCUGCGACAAUCAGGAGGUAGGAACAUCCUUUCCUAUAGAGUCAGACUGCCAGCAAUAUCUGUUGUGCCUCGGAAAUGGUAAAUCCGCCACUGCCAAAUGCCCUUCGAAUUCCUGGUUCGAUCCCAGCAGUGCCGACUGUGGACCGAAUGUCUCACCCACUGCUUGUCUCGCGGCUUUCACCACCACCACGGAAAUACCCGUAGAAACCACUACGGAAAAAUCAGAAGACUUGUGCGCCAACCAGGAAUUGGGAGUCUCAUUUCCUGUGGUGACCAACUGCCAGCAGUAUUUACUCUGCAUGGGAAAUGGAAAGUCUGCGGUCGCCAGUUGCAUUUACAAUUCCUGGUACGACCCCCAAACUGGUAACUGCGGCCCCGACGUGUCUCCCACGGCUUGUACAGAAACACGGACUUCUACAGAAUCUACUACUUCUAAAUCAACUCCUCCAAGCGACACCACAGAUAUCACUUCAAGUUAUACCACCGUGGAGGCGGAAACAACUACAAACCCACCAGAUAUAUCGGGUAUCUGUUACGGGCAAAGCGAGAAUCAAUAUGUGUCUUACCCUGAUGACUGCAGUAAAUACGUUAUCUGCGUUAGCCCCGUGCCGAUUGCCUUUUAUUGUCCGGAAAACCUGUUCUUUAAUCAAGCUCUUCAGAAGUGUGUGGAGUGGGAUUUAAGUGAUUGCCCCUGGGACGAAGACACAACUGUCUCACCGGGCUUUACACAACCGCCACCGGAAACUUCGAUUUGUUUUAACAAGACUGGCAGUAACUUGCCUUAUCUGGAGAAUUGUGAAUGGUUUAUACGGUGCACAGAUGACAGUUCGUACAUGAUGGGAAUCUGCCAGACUGGAGAGUUCUUUGAUCCAUUGAUAGGAGAGUGUGACCCCGAUGCCUCCCCGGACGCAUGUCGCGAAGAUUUCGUUUCCACGACCGAAUCUACCACAACCGGAACCACAGAACCUACCACUUUGAGUACACCAAGUGCCGAAGUUCAUCCCUGUGAGGGUCAACCCGUUGGAAAACUAGUUCCAUAUCCAAAUGACUGCACCAAGUUUAUAAUUUGUAUCCAACCCAAGCCCAUGGUCUACAAUUGCGUUGCGGGUCAAGAGUUCAGUGCCAGCUUGGAGCGUUGCAUGGCACCGUGGUAUGCCAACUGCAGCAUUCCUCUCACAACAACAACCCAUCUUCCGCCCACAACAACCACAUUUGAACCUUUAACUACUCCAUCGCCGGAUAGUUUUUGUUUCGGACAGAUUGAGGGAGCCCUGGUGCCGUAUCCCAGAAACUGCAGCAAGUAUAUAGUCUGCGCCGAUCCCAUUCCUGUUGGCUACGCCUGUCCAGAGGACGAAGAGUUCAGUCCCAUAAACCUGACCUGUAUGGAUGCUGAUAAGGCGGAGUGUAAUCCCAACCGUUUCAAUCAUAAACUAUAAAAGAAAAUCAAUUUAGAGUGCAUAUUUUAUUGUAUAUAUUA